AUGGGCAGCUAUUGGGAACAAUAUUCUCAUCAUGGACGACCAUUAUCAGUGGCAUUAAAUGAGCCAUUAGAUCCGUAUGAAACAUUUGGAGAUUUUUGUUAUCAUAACAAUAAUCAGAAUGUUAUUGAUACUCGAAAUAGAAGUAGAUCAUCUGGUAGACGAUAUAACAGAGAAUGUUAUAGUCUACAAUACAUUACUCCACCACCAUUUAUUCCAUUUUAUCCACAACGACAUCGUGAACGAGAAAUGCUCGUAGAAAAAAUAGAAACUGUCACAAUUGAAGAACAAUUACGUCCUCCUCCAGUAUAUCAUCCACCAUUAUGUAUACCCGAAAUUCGACAAUUAAAAGUUCGAAAACCACCAAGACCCUCAUCAUGCUACAGUAUAUAUGGAUCAGACACUCAUCGUCAUGAAUCACAUUGGUCAAAAGUCGAGGAAAAAAAUCAUACUGUGACAAAUGAUCGAAUUGUACCAGAACCAUCAUGUACAACUAUUUCAAAUUUAGUUGAACGUGUUAUUAGUAAUAAAAAAGAUGUCAUGACAUCGACCGAAGAUCUUCAUGUUUCAAAGAAAUCAAAAGAUGCGGGAACAGAUACCACAGGUUUACCAUCAAAACCAAGAAGACCAUUGUGUAAAACUGAAACUCAAAUAAUUGAACGUUAUGAGCAAACAGAAAAUCGAAUACCAAUCGUGUAUACUGAAGAGUCAUAUUCAUAUAAAGAUGGAUCAAUGAAACGACCGUUGCAAGGUUAUUAUGACGGUACAUUAAAUAAAACAGUUAACAUUUGGACAAGUGAUGAUCGAAAAAAUGAAAAAAAUCGUAUAAUUAUUCGUCCAACAUCAAAACCAAGAGAAGUAUUAGUAGAUACAAGCGGUAUAUUUAGUGGUGCAGAUUUUUCUGAACCAACAUCUCCACAACCGGAUACAAAUAAACGCAUCACAUUCACUUCAAGAGAGUUAUUAUAA
Molecule: messenger RNA, 966 nt
Organism: Didymodactylos carnosus
Lineage: Eukaryota; Metazoa; Rotifera; Eurotatoria; Philodinida; Philodinidae
Source: the annotation of a GenBank genome assembly